CAAAGCCUCCGCAACCUGAGGAAGAAACUGAAUUUGUUGAAGAACAACACAACUAAAUCCAGUGUAAAGAGUGGCAGCAACAGAAAUGUCACGUGCCCUCUCCCAGAGCCACUGGAGAACGGCCGGAGCUUGGGUGGAGUCCUCGCUGUGGGUCACGAGGUCCACUUCCUGUGCAGUCCUGGAUAUGAACUGGUGGGCUCCGAGACCAGGGUCUGCCACGAGUCUCUGAGCUGGAGUGGACCGGAGCCUUACUGCAAACUGGCUGGGCAAGCUGACAGCUCGGUUACCUCGGCAGUGACCCCAGCUCCUGCUCUGUCUCCUGCCCCCCUCCCGGACUUUGUGCGCGCCUCGCGCUGCAUCCACCUGCAGGGCUCCACCCACUGCACCUGUGAGAUGGGCUACACUCUGACCGGCACGGACAACAGCAUCUGCACAGGUGGGACCGAGUCCACGUCCAUACUCAUCAAUGUGAAGUGA
Sardina pilchardus (European sardine) is the source of this 477-nucleotide messenger RNA. RefSeq names its product fibulin-7-like. The transcript is spliced from 3 exons. The annotation marks the transcript as partial. The record is from RefSeq and is a predicted model, not a curated record. NCBI's taxonomy places the organism in Eukaryota, Metazoa, Chordata, Actinopteri, Clupeiformes, Clupeidae.